Molecule: messenger RNA, 1197 nt
Organism: Botrytis deweyae
Lineage: Eukaryota; Fungi; Ascomycota; Leotiomycetes; Helotiales; Sclerotiniaceae
Exons: 5
Coding region: 1-1197 (398 amino acids)
Biological process (GO): L-valine biosynthetic process
Cellular component (GO): mitochondrion
Molecular function (GO): ketol-acid reductoisomerase activity
Source: RefSeq, a predicted model, not a curated record
AUGGCUGCCCGUACAUUUUCCAGAGUCGCUAGACCAGUUGCACGUCAAUUGACUGCACCAGCACGCAGAACUUUUGUCUCUGCUAUCAAUGCCUCAGCCAGACCUUCUGCUGCCCGUGCUGUUGUUGGAGCUUCCCAACAAGUCAGAGGUGUAAAGACCAUCGACUUUGCUGGCACAAAGGAGAAGGUUUACGAGAGAGCCGACUGGCCAGUUGAGAGACUCCAGGAAUACUUCAAGAAUGACACAAUGGCCAUUAUUGGUUACGGUUCCCAAGGACAUGCUCAAUCUUUGAACAUGCGUGAUAACGGUCUUAACGUCGUAGUCGGUGUACGAAAGAACGGUCAAUCAUGGAAGGAUGCUCAACAAGAUGGUUGGGUUCCAGGAAAGAACCUCUUCGAGGUUGAUGAGGCUAUCUCCAAGGGUACCAUCAUUAUGAACUUGCUUUCCGAUGCUGCUCAAAGUGAAACUUGGCCAGCACUUAAGCCCCAGAUUACCAAGGGAAAGACUCUCUACUUCUCCCACGGUUUCUCCCCAGUCUUCAAGGACCAAACCAAGGUCGAUGUCCCAACUGACGUUGACGUCAUCCUCGUUGCACCAAAGGGAUCUGGACGUACCGUCCGAACUCUCUUCCGUGAGGGUCGUGGUAUCAACUCUUCCAUCGCCGUUUUCCAAGAUGUUACCGGAAAGGCACAAGAGAAGGCUAUCGCUCUCGGUGUCGGUGUUGGAUCUGGAUACCUUUACGAGACCACCUUCGAGAAGGAGGUUUACUCCGACUUGUACGGUGAGCGUGGUUGCUUGAUGGGUGGUAUCCACGGUAUGUUCCUCGCACAAUACGAGGUUCUCCGUGAGCAAGGCCACAGCCCAAGUGAAGCUUUCAACGAGACUGUUGAGGAGGCUACUCAAUCUUUGUACCCAUUGAUUGGUGCCAACGGUAUGGACUGGAUGUACGAGGCUUGCUCUACCACCGCUCGUCGUGGUGCUAUCGAUUGGUCCGGAAAGUUCAAGGAUGCUUUGAAGCCAGUCUUCAACGACUUGUAUGACUCCGUCAAGACCGGAAAGGAGACUCAAAGAUCCCUCGAGUUCAACUCCCAAAAGGAUUACCGUGAGAAGUAUGAGGCUGAGAUGAAGGAGAUCCGUGAUUUGGAGAUCUGGAGAGCAGGAAAGGCUGUUCGUUCCCUCCGUCCUGAAAACAACUAA